Molecule: messenger RNA, 1980 nt
Organism: Paramecium tetraurelia
Lineage: Eukaryota; Ciliophora; Oligohymenophorea; Peniculida; Parameciidae
Exons: 2
Source: RefSeq, a predicted model, not a curated record
AUGCAAUAACGACCAAUAAUUAAUAAAGACCUGCAAGAAAAAAGAGAUAAUGCAGCAAGGUCUUUGCACAGUUAUAAAAAGAGUGUAGAACUCAAUUAUUAAGAGUAUGUCUCCUAAACAUCUGAAUAAUAAAUGAAUGACUUUGAAAGUCUUUCGAAACCUUCCGUGAAGAGUAUGCCUGUUAAGACAAGAGAUUUGUUGAAUAAAUACAAAGCGCAACUUGAAAUUCAGCCCAAAUUUUAAGUAUUGCCAAAACCAAGUCCACAAUAAGAAGUCAAGAAAAAUGCAGAACUUGAAGAACAUUAAUAAAGUGUUUCAUCUCCUCGCUCAGAGCCCCCUAAAAAUCCUUUUGAAGAUACUCGUAAGACUAAGCAAGAAGAGCAGAAUAUGUCUUUUAGCAGAUAGCAGGAAGUUAAAUUGCCUGAAAGUCAAAUUUAGGAAGAACUUGUAUAAACUGAUUAAGAGGGCUAGAAGAAUCCCUUUGAAAGCUCAAGUGUAAUGCAGUAUACUUAAACAUAAAUGCUUGAUCCUUAUGCGAAGACUGUUUCUGAUAGAAAUUAGAUAAGUCAUUACACAAGCUAAGAAAGUAGCAAUAUUUAGAAUUUAAGUUAAACAUAAGAAAAAUCAAUAGAUUCAGAAUAAUUCUAUGAUACCAUAGAAGAGCAAGGGCAAUUUUAAUAAUCAGGUAAAGUUACUAUGGGUACUCAGUGUUAAAAAUUUGAUCAUAACUAUUAGCAAUCAUCAAGAACUUAUAAUAGUAUUAAGGAAGAGAUUCAAGAUGAAGCUAGUAGUGUUACUCAUUCGUCUCAUCAAGAAGAGAAGGCUCAUUAUCAAUCAAAUUAAAGUCCAAUUUAUGAAAGCAUUGAUUAGGAGUCAUAAUUAGUAGAAACAACUUAAAGAUGGAGUCAAUAUCAGACGAUUCCAUAAAAUACAGCGUAGUUCAACCCUAAUGUGCAGCCAACAAUUAUAGAGGUGAAAUAAGAAUAUAACAAUUCAUUAUAAACAAAAUAAGAUUCCUCCAAUAAUGAUAUCAGUUAUGGUCAGUCAUUUGAUUAGGCCCAAUAAUCUAAUUAGUACAACAACCAUUAAGGGAAUUCUAAACUUACAGAUAAGGAUACAUCAAAAGAUGGAAUUACAGUCAAUAAUCAUAAUAUCAUUAAGAAACUAUCGUAGGAAUUAGUAAUUGAUAUGGAAAAGUUUGAAAAAAAUAGCCAUUUAUUGAAUAGUAUCAACAAAACUCAAUUAUUGUUUAUUGCCGAAAGAUAUUUCGAUUAUAUGAUUGGGUAAUUAAAUCGAGAUUUGUUGAAAGAGUUUCGAUUAUUGAAGAAGUUACAAUAAUAUAUCUAGAAGAAAGAUAUUUGUAUUUUGAAGAAGUGCAUGAAGCAAUUUAAGAUAAAUAAGGAUAAAUAAUUGGAGAAAUAUGAGAAGGAUAGAAUUUCAAGAUAGUUUAGAUUUUAGAAAUAGAAAAAGUUGAAAGAUAAUGUAUUCCAAACACUAAAACAAAAUUAAAUAGCUUAGCAAUAGUUUCUUUAGAGUUUGAUUAAAUUAAUGAACAAUCAUAAGUAGAAAGUGUUUCUGAAUAGAUGGAAGAAUUAAGUAUAUAAACAGAAAAUGAAGAAAUAAAUGGAUCUUUAAUAUAAGCAAUUUUUAUUUAAUGGUUGGUUCAAUGUAGCUAAAAGGGAGAAGAAAUAAAAGGAUAUAAAGUCUUUGACAAAAUUCUAUUUCUCAACAAUGAAGAGAUAUUAUUAUACUUGGAAAUAUUUCACUUAUGAAUAAUAGAGACUCAAAUGUAAAUUUUUGAAUGCGUAUACAAGUGUAAAUUUGAUGAGGAAGAAGUUUAUAAUGUUAUAGUGGAUUAACUUUGUUUAGGAAGCAAAAAGGGAAAAGGAGUUUGAAGCAUAUGCAAAAUAGGCCAAUGAAUACAUUCCUGUUAAGGUAAGUCUAAGACCUCAAAAUAUAAAAAUCUAUAAUAUCAAAUGA